AUGUUGCAGGCAAAUUUGACAUUUGUAACAUAUUUUAUCUUCCUGGGAUUUUCUCACUACCCCAAAGUUGAGGUCAUCAUAUUUGCACUGAGCUUCCUGAUGUACCUAAUAACCCUGCUGGGCAAUGUAAUUCUGAUCUCUAUCACCAUCCUGGACUCCCGCCUACACACACCCAUGUACUUCUUCCUCAGCAAUCUCUCAUUUCUGGACAUCUUUUAUACUUCGUUUGGUCUCACUCCAAUGCUGACAAACUUCAUUUCAGGCGAAAACACCAUCUCAUUCUUGGGCUGUGCUGCUCAGAUGUACUUCUCCCUUGCAAUGGGCUCCACUGAAUGUGUGCUUCUGUCCAUGAUGGCAUAUGACCGGUAUGUGGCCAUCUGCAACCCCCUGAGAUACCCCCUCAUCAUGAACAAGAGGGUUUGUGUGCAGAUUGCAGCUGGCUCCUGGUUGACAGGCUGCUUCACAUCCUUGGUGGAAACAGUCUCUGUGCUGCAGCUCUCACUAUGUGGAAAACACAUCAUUAAUCAUUUUGCUUGUGAAUUUCUGACUUUCUUGAAACUGGCGUGUGUUGACACUUCCAUAGAACAAUUAAUAAUAUUGGUGAUCACUGUACUUCUUGUUCCCAUGCCCAUGCUCUUAAUUUGUUUCUCAUAUGUUUCCAUCCUUGUCAACAUCCUGAGAAUCAGCUCAGUGGAUGGUCGAAGCAAAGCCUAUUCCACAUGUGCUGCUCAUCUGGCUGUGGUCAUUUUGUUCUUUGGAACAGCUCUCUCCAGGUACAUGAAGCCAUCAUCCAUAGAUUCACAGGAAGUAGAUAAAUUUAUAGCCUUGGUAUAUGCUGCCGUGACUCCUAUGUUAAAUCCUAUAAUAUAUAGUUUACGGAACAAAGAAGUCAAAACAGCUGUAAAAAGACUGCUGAUGAAUCGCUCUUCUGCAUCAUCUUAA
Sorex araneus (European shrew) is the source of this 942-nucleotide messenger RNA. Its product is annotated as olfactory receptor 13F1. The record is from RefSeq and is a predicted model, not a curated record. Gene Ontology annotation, cellular component: membrane. The transcript has a single exon. The coding region runs from base 1 to 942 and encodes 313 amino acids. Gene Ontology annotation, molecular function: G protein-coupled receptor activity; olfactory receptor activity. Gene Ontology annotation, biological process: G protein-coupled receptor signaling pathway. Lineage: Eukaryota; Metazoa; Chordata; Mammalia; Eulipotyphla; Soricidae.